CAGCAGCUUUCGACGAACACUGUUGAUACAUAAAGGUUGGAGAAAUCCCUAAAUACUUAUCCCACUCACUCUCGUUGCCUCGAAACUGUAUGAUAGUAGUUCACCGGCUUGAAACAUUGACCAUUCGAAUGAGUCAGUGAGAAAGCAGGCGAAAUCAUCACCGCCAACAUUGUCAACUGCCCUUUGCACUUUCUCAUUAGCGAAUAGCCAUUGUGAAGAAGACCUGAAAUCGACGAAGGAUUUCCGAGAUUCUUAUCUCGGAGCAUCCAGAGAGCAAUCGAGGCAUCAGCGUGACGGUUCUGUCGGGCGUGAGUCGACAUGACGCACACUAUAUCAGAGAUAACAGAUUUACGCAUCUAUCCCAUCAAAUCGUGUCGAGGGAUAUCUGUCAAAUCAGCCAAGUUGACAAGACAAGGACUCGAGUUUGACAGGAGAUGGAUGUUUGUUGACAGCAAGCACGAAUUCCUCACCAUCCGGCAGAAACCCCAGAUGACGUUGAUCAACACAGCCAUCGACCACGAUUCUGACAAUCUUGUCAUCACCAUUGGCGAUGAAGCUGACAAGCAAGUGAAAGUACCUCUUCGCCCGCAGCAGGCAUGGCUAGAUGCAAACACCAAAGAAGUCACUGUUGACAUCUGGGAACAUCUCACCGACGGGUAUGCAUACACGGAUCCGAAGAUCAGGCAACUAUUUGCCGACUUCUUCGGCGAAGAAGCGAGUUUGGUAAUGAAAGGUCCCGAGCCGCGAAUUUGCAGCGGGAACGGAAAUCCGAAGAUUCUUGGCCGGCAAGAGACCGUCAAUUUUCCUGAUGUCCUUCCCGUUCAGAUUGCAUCCGAGUCUUCGCUUGCGGAAUUGAAUGCGAGACUGAAAGAAAAGGGCGAAACGGAAAUCACAAUCGAACGCUUCCGACCCAACAUUAUCAUCAAAGGUGGUGAACCGUGGUCCGAAGAUUCGUGGAAGACAGUACGCAUCAAUGGAGAUUCAUCAUUGCUCACCACCCUCACUGGCGGUAACAGAGAUGCGAUGGACAUUGAUGUCGUGGCGCGGUGUGCUCGCUGCACAGUGCCGAAUGUGAACCCUGAUACAGCCGAGAAGCAUCCACAUCAGCCGUGGGAUCUGCUUGUCAGCUACCGAAGGGUUGAUGAAGGUAUUAAGUUCAAGCCUUGCUUCGGGAUGCUUUGUUGUCCCAGGAACGAAGGCAUUGUCCGCGUCGGAAUGCGCUUUGAGGUUAUGGCCGAGACUCAUGACCACAAGUACAUCAAAGGAUUUUAAGGGUGGGGCAGAAACGAAGUCGUUACUCUGUGAGAUGUGAAGUCUCUUUAGCUGUGAUAUAGGAGUGCCGUCAGGCAUCGAACAUAGCCUUGCAGUGCCUGUCACCAGCGGAACAAGCAUAUGUUACCGAUUGAGGUUCGGGACGGGAAAGGGGGAAUGUGGCAUUGUCUGACUGGAGCUUUUCCAGACUCUUCUUCCUGUUGGAGGUGAUGGCCUCUAGAGCGUAAUGAGUUAGUUUACCAUGGUACCAGAC
Exophiala xenobiotica is the source of this 1525-nucleotide messenger RNA. RefSeq lists its product as uncharacterized. Bases 319 to 1272 code for a protein of 317 amino acids. NCBI's taxonomy places the organism in Eukaryota, Fungi, Ascomycota, Eurotiomycetes, Chaetothyriales, Herpotrichiellaceae. Gene Ontology annotation, molecular function: pyridoxal phosphate binding; molybdenum ion binding; catalytic activity. The record is from RefSeq and is a predicted model, not a curated record. The transcript has 2 exons.